Messenger RNA from Sardina pilchardus (European sardine), 991 nucleotides. RefSeq lists its product as uncharacterized. The transcript has 5 exons. NCBI's taxonomy places the organism in Eukaryota, Metazoa, Chordata, Actinopteri, Clupeiformes, Clupeidae. Gene Ontology annotation, cellular component: cytosol. The coding region runs from base 1 to 843 and encodes 280 amino acids. Gene Ontology annotation, biological process: positive regulation of GTPase activity. Gene Ontology annotation, molecular function: guanyl-nucleotide exchange factor activity; protein binding. The record is from RefSeq and is a predicted model, not a curated record.
AUGAUAGGAGAUUCUCUGGCCAAUUCGUUGAACGCCAUCAGAGUGAGCACAGAGCUUAUUGAAGAGGAGCUGAGACCCCACUUGGACACACUCCUAGCCAUCGCACAGGAGAGGAAAAAGGGAAUGGCAGAGCAGGUGGUUGAGAGCAGCAUCCUUCCUGUACUGGCGCACGUGUUAUGGAGGAAGAACAGCAUCACGCUCAAGACCACCAAGCUCGUGGCCGAACUCGCCAAAGACCCCAUGAUUCGAGAGCGUUGCUUCCACACGGGCAUCUCCUCUGCGCUCCUCUCUCUGCUGGGCAGCACGGACCAGGAGCUCCUUCUGCACGUGGGUCGAGCCAUCAGCCGCAUCGGCCACGACAGCACGUUGCAGCAGGAGAAGCUCUUGAGGAACGGUGCGGUUCCGCUACUGGCCUCGGUUCUGCUGCGGUACCCGGAGAACGAGGCGCUGGUGGGGUCGUGUCUGCAAGCGCUCUGCAGCCUAGCGGACAUGGCGGAGGAGGACGGUUCCGCCAUGGCGUGGGAACCCGUCGGAUACGUGGCCCCGGAGGAGUGGGUCUUCCGCGGAACGUGCCGGAACACUGGCAGCACGCUGUCCUCCACGGUGACCUUGGUGCGGCUGCAGCAGUUGGCGCCGGGGCAGUUCGUGGUGACGGUGGAGGUUCUCCAACGAUGUUCCACGGCGUUCUGGACUGCGCACAGCAAGAUGGCCUCGUCGGUCAGGUGGUUCCCUCGGCCACACAUGAAUGGCUGGCCAAAGUUCUACAAGGUCAUCAAGUACUCGGUUCAGGGCUACCCCCAAAACGGCAGCUGGAAAUCAAAACUCUUUCACACCCUUUUAUGAUGACAAUUUGACAAAAUAUCCGAACUGAGGAAGUGGUAUGAUAAGUUUUUUGUUUUUGUUUUUGUCUUAACUUGUUGGCUGUAAUUUGCUUUAUUGUUAUACUUUUUCUACUGUAAAGAUUUUCUUGCAAUAUGUUUUACUGAGAAAU